AGAUUAUGAGGCAAAAUGUGGUUUAAAGAAGUUUUUAAAAUGUCGCUCAGACGGGAAUCUGGUGCAUUUAUCUGGAACUAUUAUGUGGAGGAAUAAACAUUCAGCAUAAAUGUGGAAAGUGGAAGUGACUCAAAGUAACAGUGUGACUCAUUUGUGUGUUUUUGGAGAUAAUGAAGUUUCAUGAGCUGGAUUUUAUUAUCGUCGGUUUUAAUCUGUAAAGCUAAUCCCUAAAGGUACAGGGACGCAAAUCCAUCCAGAAACAACACAAACAAAUUCCUCCGGCUCAACUGUUUGGCCAUUGUUAUCGAAUUAAUAAUGAAACGGUGUGAAACAUGUUUAUUGUGUUUUAUUUGUACUCCCACAAACCGAAACAUUACAGAUGCAAGGAGUCGUAUUUUGUGAGAUUGAGAAUCCCCCAUGAGCCAAAUUGGUAAAACUUGGUCGCCUGUUCGAUGCUCUGAACUAACUCCUGCGUUUGCUCCCUGCAGCUCCAGAAUGUUGCGGCUGCUCCACGGACACCGAAGUAGCAAAUCCCGCCUGGUCACCAAGGACGGGCGCUGCAACAUUGAGUUCGGCAACAUCGAGUACGGCAACCACUUUGCGUACCUGGUGGACUUCUGGACCACCUUCGUGGAGAUCCGCUGGCGCUUCGUCUUCCUCCUGUUCGUGGCCUCCUUCAUAGGGAGCUGGUUCAUCUUCAGCCUGCUGUGGUACUGGAUCGCACAGAGCAACGGGGACCUGACCGGACAGAACAGCACAGACGGGCACGUGAGGUGCAUAGACAAUGUUAACGGGCUCACCACGGCGUUCCUCUACUCCCUGGAGACCCAAACCACCAUAGGGUACGGUGGCAGGGCGCUGACGGGUCACUGUGCCGGCGCGGUGGCUCUGAUUGUCGCCCAGUCUCUAAUCGGAGUCUUCAUCAACUGCUUCAUGUGCGGCGUCAUCUUGGCCAAGAUCUCGUCGCCCAAAAAACGGGCCAAGACGGUGACCUUCAGCAAAACAGCCGUCAUCUGCCUGAAGAAAGGAAGUCUGUGCCUCCUGAUCCGAGUGGCCAACCUGAGGAAGACCUUGUUAAUCGGCAGCCAGAUCUACGGCAAGCUGCUGAGGACCACGACCACGCCGGACGGAGAGACCAUCAUUCUGGACCAGGUGGACAUCGACUUCAUGGUGGACGCUGGAAAGGACAACUUGUUUUUCGUUUGCCCUCUGACCCUCUACCACAUGAUCAACGUGUCGAGUCCCUUCUACGAGCUCUCAGCCGACACCCUCCCCCUGCAGGACUUCGAGCUGGUGGUGUUCCUGGACGGCACGGCCGAGUCCACCAGCUCCUCCUGCCAAGUCCGGACCUCCUACAUCCCGCAGGAGAUCCAGUGGGGGUACAGCUUCCUGCCCAUCAUCUCCCGCACCAAGACCGGAAAGUACCACGUGGAUUUCUCAAACUUUUCCAAGAGCGUCCGGGUGACCACGCCGCACUGCGUCAACUGCUUCGAGAGCGACGUGGACCCGAGGAACAGCAACAGCCACAGCCAGCAGAAGGGCGGCAUCGACAACCUGGGCUUUCAGGUGAUCGACCUCAACGACUUUGUGGACAUCACGAAAAUGUGAAGGAAGCGGGAAAGUUUCACAGUUGGUUAAACCGCGUUGGGAGGAAACGAUUCAAAGAGUUCUUCAGAAUCACUGUCGACUCUUUUUGCCUCGAACGGCAUAAAAAACAUUUAAGGCUGUUUAAUCGUGUGGAAUAAAAAAGAAAUUAAGACGUGAGCGAGAGCUAAUCUGCUCAUUUCAAUCAAAGCAUCUUUGUGGACUUGUGACUGUGUGAAGGUAACAUGUGGAAGC
Pleuronectes platessa (European plaice) is the source of this 1839-nucleotide messenger RNA. Its product is annotated as ATP-sensitive inward rectifier potassium channel 1. Gene Ontology annotation, molecular function: ATP-activated inward rectifier potassium channel activity. NCBI's taxonomy places the organism in Eukaryota, Metazoa, Chordata, Actinopteri, Pleuronectiformes, Pleuronectidae. The record is from RefSeq and is a predicted model, not a curated record. The coding region runs from base 418 to 1608 and encodes 396 amino acids. The transcript has a single exon. Gene Ontology annotation, cellular component: plasma membrane. Gene Ontology annotation, biological process: regulation of monoatomic ion transmembrane transport; potassium ion import across plasma membrane.